Messenger RNA from Arabis nemorensis, 1104 nucleotides. The record is from the annotation of a GenBank genome assembly. NCBI's taxonomy places the organism in Eukaryota, Viridiplantae, Streptophyta, Magnoliopsida, Brassicales, Brassicaceae.
AUGGCUUUAGAAGAAGAAGAAGAGAGCCAAAACGCACCGUAUUGUAUACUCGAUGGUCUUAUCUGUGAGGAAGAGAGUAGUGGGUUUGAGGAAGAAGUAGAUUUAAUUGAGAAAUCUGAUUCUAAUGUCGUAAAGUUUUCGUUUUUCCAUCUGGGUAUUACCGAUCAGGACAUGUUUUAUGAUGACGAUGAGUUAUUGAGUCUGAUUUCGAAAGAGGAAGAGUUAAAGCCUUGUCUUUGCGACGGAAUCUUAGAUGAGUUUCUGAUUCUGUGUCGGGAAAAGGCUCUUGAUUGGAUCUUUAGAGUGAAAUCUCAUUAUGGGUUUAAUUCCUUGACGGCUCUUCUUGCUGUUAAUUACUUCGAUAGGUUUAUUACAAGCAGGAAGUUUCAGACAGAUAAGCCAUGGAUGUCUCAGCUUACUGCUGUGGCUUGUUUGUCUUUAGCUGCUAAAGUUGAAGAGAUCCGAGUUCCAUUGCUCUUAGAUUUCCAAGUGGAAGAGGCAAGAUAUGUCUUUGAGGCUAAAACCAUACAGAGAAUGGAGCUUCUGAUUCUUUCUACUCUUCAAUGGAGGAUGCAUCCUGUGACUCCAAUCUCGUUUUUCGAUCAUUUUAUCCGACGAUUCAGCUCUAAAUCUCAUCAGCAAUUUGAGUUCUUGAGAAGAUGUGAAUCUCUGUUGCUCUCCAUUGUCCCUGAUUCGAGGUUUAUGAGUUAUAGCUCUUCUGUGUUAGCCACUGCAAUAAUGGUCUCUGUGAUUAGAGAUUUCAAGACGUGUGACGAAGCUGAAUACGAAUCUCAGCUCAUGACUCUACUCAAAGUGAAUAAGGAGAAAGUAAAUAAAUGCUAUGAGUUAGUGUUAGAUCACAUGCCAAGCAAGAAAAGGAUGAUGAAUUGGAUGCAACCCGCUAGUCCGAUUGGUGUAUUCGAUGCAUCAUUCAGCUCUGAUAGCUCGAAUGAGUCGUGGGUUGUGUCUGCUUCUGCUUCAGUGUCUUCAUCAUCGUUGUCUCCAGAGCCUUUGUUCAAGAGGAUAAGAGUGCAAGAGCAGCAGAUGAGGUUAUCUUCAAUAAACAGAAUGUUUCUCGAUGUGUUUAGUAGUAGUCCUCACUAG